GCUGGUGUGCGAGGGCCGAGAGCCGGACGAGCCCAGAUACCGACGGCUGCACGGCAGCGGGGAGCGGUUUGGCGGAGACACAGGGCCGCUCCGAGGCCGCUGCGAUGCUGCCCUCCUUGCAGGAAUCGCUGGAUGGGGAUGAAAAGGAGCUAGAGAGCAGCGAAGAGGGAGGCUCAGCCGAGGAGCGGAGACUCGAGCCGCCGUCCAGUAGCCACUACUGUCUCUACAGCUACCGCGGAAGCAGAUUGGCACAGCAACGAGGGGACAGUGAUGACGGAAGCCCAAGUGGCACAAAUGCAGAAACUCCCUCUGGUGAUGAUUUCAGCCUCUCCUUGGUGGAUAGUAAUCUACCAACCGAAGUGGAGCCAGAGCUGCGCAGUUUCAUUGCUAAGCGUCUUUCAAAAGGUGCAGUCUUUGAAGGACUGGGUCAUGUUGCAUCUGUGGAGCUGAGAAUUCCAGGUUACCGAGUUGGUUGUUAUUACUGCCUUUUCCAAAAUGAAAAACUGCUUCCUGAAACAGUAACAAUGGACUCUGAACAUAACCCUUCAGAAUAUGUGGUCUGUUUUUUAGGAGGCUCUGACAAAGGACUUGAGCUUUUCAGGCUUGAAUUGGACAAGUACAUUCAAGGCCUGAAAAAUAACAUGAACUGUGAGGAAAGGGGCCUGGAGAGUCCUUUAAAAUCCUAUCUGAGCAGCUGGUUUGAGGAUGUUGUAUGCCCAAUCCAAAGGGUGGUUCUUCUGUUUCAAGAAAAGCUUACCUUUCUGCUACAUGCUGCUUUGAGUUAUACUCCUGUUGAAGUUAAAGAAUCAGAUGAAAAAACAAAGAGAGACAUUAACAGGUUUUUGAGUGUGGCCAGUCUUCAAGGACUUAUUCAUGAAGGCACCAUGACUUCUUUGUGCAUGGCCAUGACAGAGGAGCAGCAUAAGUCUGUGGUCAUCGAUUGCAGUGGCUCCCAGCCUCAGUUCCACAAUGCAGGUGAGCUGCAACCUCUGAAGCAGUCUUCCUAGAUCUCUUGUGAGUCACCAUCUUUGCAGUGAGAGCAUAUGAUACCUUCUUCCUGCCUUGUACAGUUUUACAUGGUUAUCUUAAACCAUGAGAAACCA
Molecule: messenger RNA, 1103 nt
Organism: Cebus imitator (Panamanian white-faced capuchin)
Lineage: Eukaryota; Metazoa; Chordata; Mammalia; Primates; Cebidae
Gene: CUNH17orf75
Product: chromosome unknown C17orf75 homolog
Exons: 8
Coding region: 105-1007 (300 amino acids)
Cellular component (GO): trans-Golgi network
Source: RefSeq, a predicted model, not a curated record